Nothoprocta perdicaria is the source of this 3512-nucleotide messenger RNA. RefSeq names its product ABL proto-oncogene 2, non-receptor tyrosine kinase (gene ABL2). Gene Ontology annotation, molecular function: ATP binding; non-membrane spanning protein tyrosine kinase activity; protein binding. Lineage: Eukaryota; Metazoa; Chordata; Aves; Tinamiformes; Tinamidae. Gene Ontology annotation, biological process: regulation of apoptotic process; protein phosphorylation. The transcript has 12 exons. Bases 1 to 3057 code for a protein of 1018 amino acids. The record is from RefSeq and is a predicted model, not a curated record.
AUGGGAGCUUCACCACCUCCGUACUCCAUGGAGCGAGUAAUUUCCCCAUCUGUUCUUUCUCCAGAGGCCCUGCACCGCCCCUACGGUUGUGAUGUUGAGCCCCAGGCACUGAACGAAGCCAUCAGGUGGAGCUCCAAGGAGAACCUGCUUGGAGCUGCUGAGAGCGAUCCCAAUCUCUUUGUUGCACUUUAUGAUUUUGUAGCAAGCGGUGACAACACACUCAGCAUCACCAAAGGUGAGAAGUUGCGAGUCCUGGGUUAUAACCAGAAUGGUGAAUGGAGCGAGGUACGUUCAAAGAACGGGCAGGGCUGGGUACCAAGCAACUACAUCACCCCGGUGAACAGCCUGGAGAAGCACUCGUGGUAUCACGGGCCAGUGUCGCGCAGUGCGGCCGAGUACCUGCUGAGCAGCCUCAUCAACGGCAGCUUCCUGGUCCGUGAAAGCGAGAGCAGCCCGGGGCAGCUUUCCAUCUCGCUCAGGUACGAAGGACGUGUUUACCACUACAGGAUCAACACCACCUCGGAUGGAAAGGUAUAUGUGACAGCAGAAAGCCGGUUCAGCACCCUGGCAGAGCUGGUGCAUCAUCACUCCACAGUAGCAGAUGGCCUGGUGACAACUCUGCAUUACCCAGCACCCAAGUGCAAUAAGCCCACGGUCUAUGGCGUGUCCCCAAUCCACGACAAGUGGGAGAUGGAGCGAACUGAUAUCACCAUGAAGCAYAAACUGGGGGGAGGGCAGUAUGGGGAAGUCUAUGUUGGCGUCUGGAAAAAAUACAAUCUCACGGUUGCUGUGAAAACACUAAAGGAAGACACCAUGGAGGUGGAAGAGUUCUUGAAAGAAGCUGCUGUAAUGAAGGAAAUCAAACACCCAAACCUGGUGCAGUUAUUGGGUGUGUGUACCCUGGAGCCACCCUUUUACAUCGUGACGGAGUACAUGCCCUAUGGGAACCUGCUAGACUACCUGCGAGAGUGCAACCGGGAGGAAGUGAGUGCUGUUGUGCUGCUUUACAUGGCCACGCAGAUCUCCUCAGCUAUGGAAUAUCUAGAGAAGAAAAACUUCAUUCACAGGGACCUGGCAGCCCGAAAUUGCUUAGUUGGAGAAAAUCAUGUGGUGAAGGUGGCUGACUUUGGCUUAAGCCGACUUAUGACUGGAGAUACCUACACAGCUCAUGCUGGAGCCAAGUUCCCAAUCAAGUGGACAGCUCCAGAGAGCCUGGCCUAUAACACCUUUUCGAUCAAAUCAGACGUGUGGGCCUUUGGGGUGCUCUUAUGGGAAAUUGCCACCUAUGGGAUGUCACCGUACCCAGGCAUUGACCUUUCUCAGGUGUAUGAUCUGCUGGAGAAGGGCUAUCGGAUGGAACAACCUGAGGGGUGCCCUCCGAAGGUUUACGAACUGAUGAGGGCAUGUUGGAAGUGGAAUCCACCAGACAGACCUUCCUUUGCUGAGACCCACCAGGCCUUUGAGACCAUGUUCCACGACUCGAGCAUCUCUGAGGAGGUUGCAGAGGAGCUUGGAAGAACAGCCUCCUCCUCAUCCAUAGUUCCUUACUUGCCCCGGUUGCCCAUGCUUCCCUCCAAGACUAGAACACUGAAGAAACAAGCAGAGAACAAGGAGAAUAUUGAAGGAACACAGGACUCUGUGGAGCACUUGGCCUCCAGCUCAGCACCAGGCUUUAUGAGAAGCGCCCAGCCGCCAGGCGGGUCCCCUGCUCUGCCGCGCAAGCAGAGGGACAAGUCGCCCAGCAGCCUGCUGGAGGAUGCCAAGGAGACCACGUUCACCAGGGACAGGAAGGGCGGCUUCUUCAGCUCCUUCAUGAAGAAGAGGAAUGCGCCCACGCCGCCGAAGCGCAGCAGCUCCUUCCGGGAGAUGGAGAACCAGCCCCACAAGAAAUAUGAGCUAACGGGGCUUCCAGAGCAGGAUAGGAUGGCAAUGACCCUUCCCAGAAAUUCCCAGAGGUCAAAAAUCCAGCUGGAACGGACAGUGUCCACCUCCUCUCAGCCAGAUGAGAGCACAGGGAGGGCCAGUGACCUGCUUUCCAAACGGUUUGAAGAAGGCCCUGCUUUGACCAGAGAGAGACCAAAAGCAAAACUCUUGCCACGGGGCGCCACAGCUCUGCCUUUCCGAACGGCCUCUGCCUUGGAGGAGAAGGAGGGGCCGGGGCUGGCGGCAGCUCCUAAGAGCAAAGAGAAAAACUCUGGCCCACGGCAGGGGCCCCUUGAGGAUGGUGAGAGGCCAGGCUGGUCGUCUCCAGGAAAGGCUGUAGCAAUACUUCCAACCACUCACAACCACAAAGUGCCAGUUCUGAUCUCGCCCACGCUAAAACACAGUCCAGCAGAUGUGCAGCUCAUUGGCACAGACUCUCAGGGUAAUAAGUUUAAGCUCUUAUCUGAGCAUCAGGUCACUUCUUGCGGCGACAGGGACCGGCCCAGACGGGUAAAACCAAAGUGUGCUCCCCCUCCGCCGCCGGUGGCGCGGCUCCUGCAGCAGCCGGCCUCCGGCUCGGAUGCAGCGGACGAGCCGGGUGCCGGGGCGGCAGCGCAGCACGACCAGGACUCGGGCGAGGGGAGCAAGAAGGCAGCGGCGCUGGCGGCGGCAGCAGCCGCUGCUGGCAAGUGUGGGAGGCCGGCGCUGCCUCUGCCUCAAGUGCCUCUGUCAUCGUCUUCCACCUCCCCGGGGAAAAUGGCCAACGGCUCGGCCGGCGCCCGCGCAGCGCUGAGAAAGACCAGGCAGGCCGCUGAGAAGAUCCCAGUGGACAAGAUCAGCAAGGAGGCGCUGCUGGAGUGCGCGGAGCUGCUCUCGAGCGCCAUCGCCGAGCCGACGCCAAACAGCCAGCUGGUGGACACGGGGCACCAGCUGCUGGAUUACUGCUCAGGCUACGUGGACUGCAUCCCGCAGACACGCAACAAAUUUGCCUUCCGCGAAGCCGUGAGCAAGCUGGAACUGAGCCUGCAGGAGCUGCAGGUGUCCUCGGCAGCUGCUAGCGGCCCUGGGGCAAACCCUGUCCUUAAUAACUUAUUGUCUUGUGUCCAAGAAAUCAGCGAUGUGGUGCAAAGGUAGCUACUGUCAAUCUGGGUAAGAGAAACACACAUGGGUGUGUUGGUGUGUGUGUGUGUGUGGGGGGGGUCUUUUUCUGUACUGAUGCUUUCAAAAGGAAAGACUGAUACUUGAGUAUGUGAAGUACCUCAGAUCACUGAGUUCUCCUCACGUUUACAGGUUCAUCUCAAAAAUGGGGAGGAAGGGGGUAGAUUGGAGCUGUAAAGGACAGCAGCCAAAGCUGGGUUGGGGAAAGGGCUGAUGCACUGACGGUGCUCAGAGCUGCUGCAGGCGGAGGUGUGAGCCCAGUGGCUCCUGCUUGGCUGGUGCUGCCGUAAGGAGAACUGCAAAAUGAGCUAAUGUGUGGAAAUCGUCCCUUCUCCCUCCCGUCCGCUUCACCCGUCACACGGCCUCCUUUCCAUGGCACAUGAAGCAUCAGGGAUGCCGGGCAGGCUCAGCACUGGAUCCUCCCCUCCCCA